Messenger RNA from Echinops telfairi (small Madagascar hedgehog), 1464 nucleotides. RefSeq names its product chloride nucleotide-sensitive channel 1A (gene CLNS1A). The record is from RefSeq and is a predicted model, not a curated record. The transcript has 7 exons. Gene Ontology annotation, biological process: spliceosomal snRNP assembly; chloride transport; mRNA cis splicing, via spliceosome. Lineage: Eukaryota; Metazoa; Chordata; Mammalia; Afrosoricida; Tenrecidae. The coding region runs from base 30 to 755 and encodes 241 amino acids. Gene Ontology annotation, cellular component: methylosome; pICln-Sm protein complex; cytosol.
GCCUCAGUUCCCUGCGGCCCUGUAGCUCGAUGCUUCCCGGUGCGAUGAGCUUCCUCAGAAGUUUCCUUCCCCCCGGCCCGGCUGAGGGACUGCGGCAGCAGCUGCCCGAUACCGAGGCUGUGCUGGACGGAAAGGGCCUCGGCACUGGCACCCUGUACAUUGCGGAGAGCCGCCUGUCUUGGUUGGAUGGCUCUGGAUUAGGAUUCUCAUUGGAAUACCCUGCUAUUAGUUUACAUGCUGUGUCCCGAGACCUAAAUGCUUAUCCGCAAGAACAUUUGUAUGUUAUGGUGAAUGCAAAAUUUGGAGAUGAAUCAAAAGAAUCUGUGGAUGAAGACGAGGAAGACAGUGACGAUGAUGUUGAACCUAUUGCUGAAUUUCGAUUCGUGCCUAGUGAUAAGUCAGCCUUAGAAGCAAUGUUCGCCGCAAUGUGUGAAUGCCAAGCUUUGCAUCCAGAUCCUGAGGAUGAAGAUUCAGAUGAUUAUGAUGGAGAAGAGUAUGAUGUAGAAGCUCAUGAACAAGGGCAGGGGGACAUUCCUACAUUUUAUACCUAUGAAGAAGGAUUAUCCCAUUUAACAGCAGAAGGCCAAGCCACAUUGGAGAGGUUAGAAGGAAUGCUUUCUCAGUCUGUGAGCAGUCAGUAUAACAUGGCCGGAGUCCGCACCGAAGACUCGAUAAGAGAUUUCGAAGAUGGGAUGGAGAUAGAUGCUACACCAACAGUUGCUGGCCAAUUUGAGGAUGCAGAUGUUGAUCACUGAAAAUGGCUUUAAGAUUCUGCCCAUAACUGUAGGCGAUCUGGCGCCUCUACAUAGUGGAGUUGAGGUUGAUGAAAGACUUUUUCCUUCUCCAAAACUCACGUGAACCAGUUCUUUUCUUGAGACAGACUAAACUGUGAUAGUAAGUUGUCACCAGCAAAAGAAACUUAUGACCUUUAUUAACAAAGGUGAAUUAACUAAGAGCAUUUGUAGUUUAUUGUUGGCCCCUAAACUUUCUGAAUCUGAGCACCUCAGAGUGGGCCCGUGGGUCCUCUCUUUGCGUCUGCACCUGCUAUAAGCUAGCAGGCCUGCAUGGUGAACGUGCACAAGGGCCUGGAGGUGGAAGGAAACUCACUGGGGAAGGGGAGAAACCGAGACUUCAUGGAAAUCUUAGCCUCUUUGUUCGUUUUCCUUAGGGACGAAGAUCUUUUACUAAUUUAAAUGAGGCCCAGGUUAAUUAAUUCAGGCAUCUCUAGGGAGUCUCUCCUAAAUCAUCCAGCCACACAGCCUUGGGCUUCUCCUUUCACCAUGCUUAGCCUGUGAAACUCCAGUCUGUUAUAGUCUACCGGGUUAUAGCCUUCAGUCUCCAGCCUCCUACAGGGUCAUUUUCUGUAACAGAACAAGUGAAAUUGGGAUAAACUUCUCGAUGUACUUCAUGAGAAUGGCUUUGUCUUAGUAAUAGCGAAACAAUAAAUCUAGGUUUUCUAUAGGA